UGUUCAGCAUCGAAAUACGACAUGUUUCGAUGAAAACACUGGCUUGGUUGGGUUUGGUUUCAUUUUCACACCCCUUCUUAAACAAUCCUUAUUUGACUGUAUACUUUCACGGUAAACGUGUUGGCAGUGCCACUAUGACUGUACAAGUAGGCUGUGUUACACUGUCAAGUAAAAUGACAUGCUGUGAACUGCAAUGAAACCGAACAGCCAUCGAUAUUUGCCACCAGUGAAAAGGAAUUUACGACUCGUGAUUUCACUGCGUUUUCGUCACCUCCGAUCAUAAAAGUUCCAACUAAUCCUUCAACCCAAGAUUGAUGCCAGCCGCCACUAAUCUGCUGUGACCGAUGGAGGACAGCCCAGUGGUGAAACAGAAGGGGCAGCCGAUGGCGGCGCUGUCGGAGCAGCUCCACGAGGUGCGCAUGCAGGCUGAGCUGUGUCUGUACUCCGGGGGCUCGGUGGUGGAGGUCCGUGCAGGCGUCUACGCCAUGGCCCACCUGCCCCUGCCCCCCUGCUCCAAGUACUGCCUCGUCUCCGCCGAGACCAUGGUCAUGGAGAACAGCUUCGGCAGCAACAGGAAGGAGACCCUGGCAUCCCUCCAGAGGCUUUCCACAGCACUGAAUAUCCUGGAGAAGUACGGCUGUAAUCUGACCAAUCCCAACCGGCCACAGUACUGGAGGACGGUGAAGCACAACAACCCGGUGUUCCGGGCGACCGUCGACGCAAUCCAGGGCGGCCGAGCGGUGCUCUGUCUCUAUGGUUACUCCCACCAGCAGAUGGACGGCCUCAGCUUCCCCGAGGACGUGGUGGAGCCCGACGUGGGGCAGGUUGCCAGGGUAACCCUGGAGGUGAUGAGCCUGAGGAUGGAGCUGGACCUGCUCAUCAAGGAGGUUCAUCCACACCCCGAGUUCUAUGAGAGGAUUAUUCCUACACUGAGACACAAGGACGUCGGCCUCAACACGGACGCGGUGGUCAUCUCCUCGCCCUCGUCCUCGUCCUCGUCCUCUUCCUCGCUGGGGCCCCGGGACGGGGCGGCCAAGUCCCUGGGGUUCCCCCUCUACCAGCAGGACCCCCAGGCCCGGCACAGCCCCCGCGCCUUCCAGCCCCUCACGCCCGGACGCAACGCCACCGCCAACGCCUCCACCUCCACCCACCAGGGGCCCGCCUCCCUGUCCUCCACCCGGCCCCCAGAGAACUGUACCAUCUGUGGGAUAUUCUCGGUGGCGUUCCACUGCCCUGCGUGUGCCCAGUGGCUGUGCACCGAGUGUGACCGGCUGUACCACUCCUACCCAGAGAGAGCCAACCACCAGCGCAGCCCGGUCACCUCGUCCUCAUCGGCUAAAAGCAGAAAGAGCAACAGCUCCUCCACCUGGCACUGCCACCACUGCACCAAAGUCAACUCCAUCCGCGAUGUGUUGUGUGAGACAUGUGAGCGCCCCCGGCUGGCCUCGUCGAGUACUGCAGCCGAGGAGGCUCAGCCCAGCACCACCACAGAGUGGCAGUGUAAGAGCUGCACCGUGGUGAACGCGGCCAGCAGCAUCCUGUGUGAGGUCUGCGAGCGUCCGCGCCUCGCCACCAGGCCCCCCGUCACCCCAACGCACCCCGCAGUCACCCCGCCGAGACCCCCCGCCCCCGUCCUGGGCAUGCCGGGGGACCCCGACAACCAGUGGGUGUGCCAGUUCUGCACCUACCUCAACUACUCGCCCUCCACCGUGUGCGAGAUGUGCGACCUGGCCCGCCCCGAGCCCGCGCCCAUGCCCGUGAAGCUCCGCCCCCCGUCGCCCGUGCGGCGCGUCCCGGCGCUGCCCGUCAAACCCAAGAACCCGCCCCCGGAGGAGCCGGAGGCGCGGCGGCAGCGUCUGCUCCAGGAGGAGGGGCUCCGGCUGAUCCAGCUCAUCAGGGACGGGGAGAAGCGGGACCUGAGUCCUGAGGAGGUGUACACUGGCAUGCGGGUGGCCGGCGACACCAGCGUCCUGCCCUGUGAGUGGCUGAGGGACGAGCUCCCCCUGCUGCUGGACCACAUCUGUGAGCUGGUGGCCAACUCCGCCCCCCCGGGAAGCUCCGCCUCCAGCACCCAGCCCACCACGGAGCUCACUAACGGGCUGUGUGAUCCGCCCACGGACGACGGCGGCGGCGGCGGCGGCGGCGGCGGCGGCGGCGGCCCCGACUCCGGCCCCGCCGACGGGGGGGUGACCCUGCAGCUGUCCCGGGCGGAGGCCAAGCAGGCCUGGCUGACAGCAGGGGGCGACACCGAGCGGGCCGCCCGGCAGGCCCUCCGAGACCGCGGCCUCAAGGUGAAGGAGCUGAGCUCGCUGGGCUUCGAGGACGAGCAGCUGUGCCACGAGGUGCUCCGGCAGAGCCGUGGGGAGCUGCACGGCGCCCUGGCCCUCCUGCAGCGCCCCCUGCUGGAGCCCUUCCACCAGCGCAUGUGGAGCGACAAGCCCGAGCAGCCCCUGGACGUGCGGCACCCGGACAAGCAGCGCACCUGCAGGCGUCUGCUGGCGGUGUACGACCUGCCCAGCUGGGGGCGCUGUGAGCUGGCGCUGUCCCUGCUGCUGGAGAGCAACGCCACCUACUGCCUGGAGGACGUGGUGCAGGCGGUGCGCGAGUCCCACGACAGGGAGUUCAUCAAGAGGGUCCUGGCCAAAGAGUGUCCCAUCUGUCUGUCCAUCUUCCCUCACAGCAAGAUGCAGUCCCUGACGUCGUGCCAGUGCUCCGUGUGCUGCGGCUGCUUCCGCCAGCACUUCACCAUCGUGGUGCGGGACAAGCACAUCCGCGACAUGGUGUGCCCCGUGUGCUGGGAGCCUGACAUCAACGACCCCGAGCACCUCAACAGCUACUUCUCCACCCUGGACAUCCAGCUGCGUGAGUGUCUGGAGCCCGAGGUGUACGAGCUGUUCCACAAGAAGCUGACCGAGCAGGCGCUCAUUAAGGACCCCAAGUUCCUCUGGUGCAGCCACUGUUCCUACGGCUUCAUCUACGACGGCCACCAGCUCAAGGUCACCUGCUUUCAGUGUCGCAAGAGCUUCUGUGCCCAGUGCAAGAAACCUUGGGAGUCCCAGCAUGCCGGCCUGUCCUGUGAGCACUACCAGUCCUGGAAGAGGGAGAACGACCCGGAGUACCAGAGACAGGGCCUGGCGGGAUACCUCCGGGACAACGGGAUCACUUGCCCAAACUGUCGCUUCCAGUACGCUCUGUCCAAGGGCGGCUGCAUGCACUUCUGCUGCUCCCAGUGCCGCUACCAGUUCUGCAGCGGCUGCAACAACCCCUUCCACACUACCUGCGCGGUGGACCAGUGCAGUGUGUCAGGGCUGCACGCACACCACCCCAGAGACUGCCUCUUCUACCUCAGAGACUGGGAGCCUAACAGACUGCAAGCCCUGCUGCAGAACGGAGUGGCCUUCAACACAGACCCUCCUCCCGGGACUCAGACAGGUCUGUGCGGGGUGAUCGAGCAGAAGGACGAGGCGGCGCAGCAGUCGGACGCGGCCUGCGGCGCCCAGACCCAGCCGGGCCACGCCGGGCUCUGCGAGAAGCACUACCGGGAGUACCUGGUGAGCCUGAUCAACGGCUACUCCAUCGACCCGGCGCCGCUGUUCAACGCCAACGAGCUGGGGCUGGCCUGCCGGCGGUACCAGGUGGAGGACGCGCGCGGCGAGGGCGAGGACGACUUCGGCUACUACAACCGCCUGCUGGAGAAACUGAUGCACGAGGUCCCGCUGGGAGACAAGGUUCCACGGAACAAGUGAGGACCGCGGCGCCGCUGUACACCUCCUCCUCCUCGUCUCCCGCUCCGUGUUCCCUAUCGGUCGCCCCCCCACCUCCCCCCCACCUCCCCUUCCCCCCCCACCUCCCCCCACCUCCCCCACCUCCCCCACCAUCAGACCUGACAGCGGCGGGCAGUUUAACACACGGCGUGCCAGACAGUGAUGCAUCGGAGACGGCGCCGUGUUUUCCCUGGACGGCGUUCCCGACCUCGCCACGUUUCCUCCAAGGUCGGCACAAUUAACAGGACCGGACGCUUCCUCGAGGAACGCCGAGCCGGUGGACGGUUCCUCUGGGAACGCCGAGGAGGUGACGGUUCCUCUGGGAACGCCGAGGAGGUGACGCUUCCUCUGGGAGCGCCGAGGAGGUGACGGUUCCUCUGGGAACGCCGAGGAGGUGACGCUUCCUCUGGGAACGCCGAGGAGGUGACGCUUCCUCUGGGAGCGCCGAGGAGGUGACGGUUCCUCUGGGAACGCCGAGGAGGUGACGGUUCCUCUGGGAACGCCGAGGAGGUGACGGUUCCUCUGGGAACGCCGAGGAGGUGACGGAUCCUCUGGGAACGCCGAGGAGGUGACGGUUCCUCUGGGAACGCCGAGGAGGGGAUGGUUCAUCUGGGAGUGCCGAGGGGGUGGAUGGUUCCUCUGGGAACGCCGAGGGGGUGGAUGGUUCCUCUGGGAACGCCGAGGGGGUGGACGGUUCCUCUGGGAACGCCGAGGAGGUGACGGUUCCUCUGGGAACGCCGAGGAGGGGACGGUUCCUCUGGGAACGCCGAGGAGGGGACGGUUCCUCUGGGAGUGCCGAGGAGGUGACGGUUCCUCUGGGAACGCCGAGGAGGUGACGGUUCCUCUGGGAACGCCGAGGAGGGGACGGUUCCUCUGGGAGUGCCGAGGAGGUGACGGUUCCUCUGGGAACGCCGAGGGGGUGGAUGGUUCCUCUGGGAGUGCCGAGGGGGUGGAUGGUUACUCUGGGAACGCCGAGGGGGUGGAUGGUUCCUCUGGGAGUGCCGAGGAGGUGGAUGGUUCCUCUGGGAAUGCCGAGCUGCUGGGGAAGGGGGGGGGCGUGGGGUUGUAAAUACCUGGCUGUAAUGAGAGUGAGCAGGAAAUGGUAGUUUGAGAAGGUUCUUGGUUUUCCUCGAUAAAUGAAUGGCCGGCCCAGAAGGUAGUCAGGUACAAGUACAAACGUAUACUCUGCAUCCAGGAGUAAUGACAGCGAUUUCUGCCCAUUAAAGCGAUAGUGAGACUUCCCAUUUGGGCAAAGCUGUACCUAAUGUGGGUACUAAAACUAAAUGGAAACAUUUCCAGGAAAAGCAAUUGGAGGCGUUUGUUAAAAUGCCACAGCUUGUAUCUUAACUGUGAGUAUAAGAUGUGUGUACGUUUAGGUAUGAUAAAGAUAAAGGUGCAGAUAAACCUGGCCUUUGUAAGACAUGGGAAUCCGCACACACAGAGCAAUUACUUUCUCAAAAGCAAUAUAACAAGGUGGCUUUGGGCAUUUCAUUCGAAGUGUGGAUAUUGAGAAAAACAAACUGACCAAUAAAAAUGAAGCAGUCAACAAUCAAAUUAAAGUCCUUUUCACUCUUUCCCCAACGGUAUUAGGAAUGAGUUAAUAAUAGCUUUAACUGGCUCACUGCAUACGCUGUAUUGACAUUGGUUUGUCAUGUAAAAGAUGCAAGUGCAUCAUGCAGAAAAGAGAUUGUAAAAUGGAUUUGUCACUUCGGAUAAGUCACGCAACAAACAUGCACCAUGAAAUAAUGGUUAAAUAUUUUUGAUGUAAUAUCGUCUAAUGUGUACGUCCAGUGCAAUGUGCUCGUGAAACGUUGUUGCAUUAGGUUAGAACUUCUGCCAACAUUUCUCCUCCCAAAGUAAAGGGAAGAAAACGUGAAAAUGAAAAAGGCUGCUUUCUGGUUCUUCAGUGUGGUGGUCCAACAUCAAACUUGAACCGUCGUCACCAGAUUUAAAUUCAUAUUUUGUGGAGUGCUGCUCUGUUGUCAAAGGUCGUCCUGCUUUGUGAAUAAGUCCGAUCUAACGGACUGUUUGUUUGCUUGUGUGCAUGUGCCGUCUGACAUAAAUCGCCACGAAUCACAAAUGUAUGCCAUAUCUAUAGGUCAUAUUUAUUUGCUAGUAGGACAAUGGAAGAUGAGUUGUUCUGUGGAUUUUAUUCAACUACUUUUGGUGACAUUCAGAGGGAACCUGAACGGACCCGAAGAGUGCUUGACUGUGCCUGAAGUAUCGCUUCUGCAAAAGAGAUUGUGAGUUUGAAGGACCAUUGCUGUUACGAAUGACAAUGAAUUGGAUUCUGCCUUUUUGGGAGCAUUAAUAAAAUGCUUUUGAAAAUCGACUUGUAAACACCACAGAGAGAAUGUACCUAUUUUUUGACAGCUCUUCAAUCCAAUAAAUCACCGGUCCUGUCACA
Molecule: messenger RNA, 6171 nt
Organism: Gadus macrocephalus (Pacific cod)
Lineage: Eukaryota; Metazoa; Chordata; Actinopteri; Gadiformes; Gadidae
Product: E3 ubiquitin-protein ligase RNF31
Exons: 25
Coding region: 345-3746 (1133 amino acids)
Biological process (GO): protein linear polyubiquitination
Cellular component (GO): LUBAC complex
Molecular function (GO): K48-linked polyubiquitin modification-dependent protein binding; linear polyubiquitin binding; K63-linked polyubiquitin modification-dependent protein binding
Source: RefSeq, a predicted model, not a curated record